Messenger RNA from Clonostachys rhizophaga, 1026 nucleotides. Lineage: Eukaryota; Fungi; Ascomycota; Sordariomycetes; Hypocreales; Bionectriaceae. The record is from the annotation of a GenBank genome assembly.
GGCGGCCAAACAUCGACUUUGGUGGAAAAGAAGCAAACAAAUGACGCGGAAUCAUUGGAAUUCAGCAAAACACUUGCAAUACCACUCAACAAACCGUGGAAACCCGGAUCGGUCGAGAUCAAAGAAAUUGCUUAUAAGAACGACAUGCGGGCCACUAAUUUUGCUGGCCUGUGGGCUGAUCCCAAAAGAAACGCUAUAUACCGAUGGGCUGGUGAGCUCUCUCGCUCAGCUCGAUAUGAAGAGGGCCAAGAAAACGAGAUGUACAUGCUUUCAGUAGAUGGUAGUGGGGAUGGGACAUGGAGCAUCAAGAAGCCAGCCCAGCAGGCAGCUUUCGACAACAUUAUCCCAAGUACUCAUGGGCAAUCAGUAUUCUGCGACGGCCUCGGAUUCUACAUUGGGGGUUACGUUUACUCAGGAUCAUCUUAUGGGGAGAGCAACAGAGGGUCGCCUGGUGUCCGCAUGUACAACGCGAGCUCAUCCGAAUGGUCCAACAUCACAGAUUUCGACUCGAGUGGUCCUCAGGGCGAUAAUUGGAACGGCGCUGCUGUCUGCGUAGAAGGCUUUGGAAGCUCUCCGCUGGUCGUACUUCUUGGUGGAGCAAAACGUUUUGAGUCAGAACAUCAGCCUCUCACUUUUGUUACCAUAUACGAUCCGAUCACACAGAAGUGGUAUCGACAAGAUACGGUGAAAGACACCAACGGAUUUCCUUCAGAACGAGAAUAUUUCUGUACUGCUGCGGCUCAAGGGAAAAAUGAAACGCUCGAGGUAUAUAUGUUUGGGGGCUUGUCGACCAAGAAAAAAGCAUUGGAUGACUUUUGGGUUUUGUCUUUACCGGCCUUUAAAUGGUUUCAACUCUCAAGCCCUCAAAGUCCAGACGCUAUCCGUCAUGGGCAUAAAUGUGUAAUUGCUGGAAGUAGGCAGUUCAUUUCCGUCGGGGGCAUAGCAAAAUAUACGGGCGGGGGGUUCAAAAGCAAUGAUGUCUGGCCGAGGGGAAUAGGCAUUUUCGAUCUCGUCACUUCGGCAUAG